Coregonus clupeaformis (lake whitefish) is the source of this 1310-nucleotide messenger RNA. Its product is annotated as protein FAM221A. Bases 211 to 1176 code for a protein of 321 amino acids. The transcript is spliced from 7 exons. Lineage: Eukaryota; Metazoa; Chordata; Actinopteri; Salmoniformes; Salmonidae. The record is from RefSeq and is a predicted model, not a curated record.
UCCAAUCUAGUAGGUGGCGGUAAUGCAACAUUUAUUGGAUGCCAACCGCCGUUAAACCUCAUCGAAGAAGAAGGAAAGGGGAGAAAGGUGCCGAUCGCUUAGCAACGUGGACGCCUGGUGCUGAACCGGAUACUAGCACAGGACUUCAGUCGAGGAGCUGAGGGAUUUUACAAAUUCGUCUAUCUAAAACAGUAUCUCAGAACUUGAGUGAUGGAGAGGAUAUGUCUUGACAAGACUGCAUCUAAGGCAGUGGACGACUAUCUGGAGUACAGGAGGAUCGUGGGUGAAGACGAUGGCGGCAGACUAUUCUCCCCAGAGGAAUAUGAAAAGUAUAAGAGAACAGAGUUGCCCAAGAGACUACACAACAGGCUGUAUGUGAGCUUUGGAGUGCCAGGGGGAAUAGACUGUAAACUCAUCGGCCCAGAGACACCUUGCUUCUGCACACACAGGUACAAACAGCAUCAGACAGACUUUGAGGAGGUUCCUUUGGAGCGUCCGAUAGCGCUACCAUGCCGGGUUCGAGGGUGUCGGUGUUUGGCCUUCCAGUACGUGCACCUGAAUGGGUCGCAGCCCGUACGCUGCAGGUGCAAGCACUCUGCCUACGACCAUAGUGAGACCACAGAACACCUGUGUGGGAAAUGCUCAUCCUGCUCUGGGUUCCGGAGCCCCUUCAGCUGUGGGUGUGGCCAGCCUAGCUCCGCCCACCAGACACUGGUGGAGACGAAGGCAGAACGGGAGUCCCGGGGUCGGCCGGUGGGCAGAGAUGUUCCGUACGCAGCCAUGGGGGGUCUGACAGGGUUCAGCUCCCUGGCUGAUGGGUACCUGAGACUGGAUGAUAGCGGGGCAGGUGCCCCUCCCCUGUCUGUUCUGUCAUCUCAACAGGAGCAUGUGUUUGAGAAAGCCUAUGGACCAGCAGCAGCCUCAGGACCUACAGAGGAGAGCUCAGUGACGUCCGUGACCAGGGCUCUGUCUGACCUCGGCACCAGAGAGGAAGAAGACAUGGCGUACUUCGAGAGACGCUACCAGGAGAGGGCUGAGAAAAUGGCUGCCAAACAGAAGGCAUCAUCAUCAAGAGGAAGACCAUCCACCAAACCAACCACCUCCCUAUCCAGUAUGCAACCUACCAAACAGCCUACCAAAUCAUUUACCAAACUGGAGAAGAGGACGAACAGUUAGCUAACACACAAACAGACUUAGUUUAAUACAGUAUUCCAUUCCACACAGAUAAUGAUAUAAUUGCACUAUGGAUAAUAGAUAAUCAAACAUUAUCUACUAUGUGAUGUUUCCAAGUUCAAUUGACAAUAAAUGUU